Messenger RNA from Mucor mucedo, 2019 nucleotides. RefSeq lists its product as uncharacterized. The record is from RefSeq and is a predicted model, not a curated record. NCBI's taxonomy places the organism in Eukaryota, Fungi, Mucoromycota, Mucoromycetes, Mucorales, Mucoraceae. Bases 348 to 1922 code for a protein of 524 amino acids. Gene Ontology annotation, cellular component: nucleus. The transcript has 3 exons. Gene Ontology annotation, biological process: intracellular copper ion homeostasis; positive regulation of transcription by RNA polymerase II; intracellular iron ion homeostasis. Gene Ontology annotation, molecular function: copper ion binding; RNA polymerase II cis-regulatory region sequence-specific DNA binding; DNA-binding transcription factor activity, RNA polymerase II-specific.
AUUUCUCCCAUUUUAUAUUAAAAAAAAAAAAAAAAAAAAAAAAAAAAACUUUUUUCAUUACAUAUAGCGUUGGUUAUAACCAAACUCACCCUUAUACCCUACUUGCCUCAAAAUUGGUAUGAUUUCUUUGCGACUCCAAAAGUGUAAUUAUAAUUAUCGGAGUAGUUCUUGAUACUUUGUUUGUAUCCUUAUUUUUCAGAGAUUUUCUUCUCUCUACUAUUAUCAAUUCAUUUGUACCCUUUUAAAAAAACCUUUCCCCCAAACCCAUUAUUAUUAUUAUUAUUAUUAUUAUUACUAUUCACACCAGCCCACCAACACACACAACAACACACAAAAAGCACACACAAAUGUAUAUCAACGGUCUAAAAUAUGCCUGUUCUACUUGCAUCAAGGGUCAUCGCUCUUCUCAUUGUAGCCACGUUGAUCGUCCAUUAUUUGAAAUUCGUAAGAAAGGUCGUCCUGUCACUCAAUGUACGUUUUGUAGAGAUCUUCGAAAAACAAAACAAGUGCAUAUCAAAUGUGCAUGUAGUAGUGAUAAAAAAGCCAAUGCAUCCAGCACUUCUGAAAAACCAAUUUUAAUUUAUCGCAAUAGUGAAGAAAACUGCCAAGAUGCCAAGAAACACGGUCAGCAUUGUACAUGUCCCAGUCCUACCACCACCACCACCACCACCGCCGCCGCCGCCGCCGCUAGUACCGUCACCAGCAGCAGCACCACCAGUGCCACUGCCACCAGCGCCAGCUAUCUCCCCAAUGUUACUCAAGACUCUCCUACUCAGAUGAAGGUGACACAAGAAUCAAAGUCGGGCUUAUUAGCGCCACUUUGUCCCACCCCACCUUUGCCUGUGAAAGAAGAAAACCUGUCCUACUCAUGGGCGUUGAUCACUUCCCCUUCCUCCAAUCAGGGUGAUUUACCUGUCGAUUCUGUACCCAGUUCGAAUUCGUAUACAGACAUGAUGAUGGAUGAUGAUAAUAGCAAUCUUCAACAUCUUGGCUUUAUAUUUCAUAAACCAACCACCUCCACCAGUCAAAGAUUUCUCGAUGGCCAACCGCGUACAAGAAGACGUCGCUCCACUACUCAAAAACGUACUGCUGCAGCCAAUUCAACCACGGUCACUCCCACCAACUACAAUCGAUUGCCUGUGAAUGCCCUGGUUGACUCUGUCCUGACCAUCGAUACCAUCCACGACUACAGUCUGUCCACUCCACCUUCUUCCGCCGUCUCCCCUCAUCAUCUGUCUUCUCUCUCAACCCAUGAACCCAUGGAUGUGCAAUUUGAUUAUCUUACUGAACAACUCGAAAUCUUAUCGAAUAGUAGUCAUCAUAGUUAUAUUGGUGAUUUAUCUAAUGCAGAUGAAUUAACUGCUAUUUUAAAUAACGUUCUUCAAAAAGAUGAUGAUGAUGAUGAUGGUGUCUCGUUACCUUCAGUAUCUUCUUAUUCGAGCAAUAAUACCACAUUGAAAUCCACUAGUACAAAUAGAAAAAGCACUCCUAUUCUACCUGCUACGAGUCAUCCACCCGCCGCCGCGGCUAGCAUGCCACCUUCUCAUUGUGGUAGUUUUGUGCCUCUUUCGAAAUGCUGUAAACCUGUGGGAGCAGCCGGUGGAGAAUCAGUGGUGAUAACGAUUACGCCGUUGACGAACACGACGGCGCCGAGCAAUGAUUCGAUGAUGAUGAUGUUGGAAGAUGACCAUCAAACGCAGCAAAAGACCACAACACGCAUUGUUACUUGUUAUUGUGGAAACCAAUGUACAUGCCCUGGCUGCCUGGUGCAUCCAAGCAAUUUCUUUUUAGGCACGGAUCCGUAUUCUGGUCUGAUGAUGAAUAAUCCGUCCUCUUCUGCUUCUUCGUCGUGUUAUGGGUCCGAUGAAGAAGAACUCUCGUCUCUUUACGGCAAAAGUAAUAAUAAUUUUAUGUCCUUCUAAUAUGCUCCUCAUUCUUCUUUUCCCCUCUUUGAAAAGAACACACUGUAAAUAUAUGCUUUCUAUUCUUUUUUUUUUCUUUCUUUUUUUUACUUUUUUU